AUGAAGCAGAAAAAAGCUCAGACGCAGCAUGGCCAUGGACACAACAAGCCUGUUGUAAAGGCCCAGUAUCGCACGAGAGUGACUUGCGGAAGAGUGUCUGGCAAGGUGGCCACGUGGCAAGGUGAGGAGGGAUGGAUCCGACCGGAUGCGAAGAUUAACCAUGGCUUGAGCUCCAAGAACAGCGGCUUAGUACUGGUUAGGCGGAAGGAUGUCUCUGCGGGUCAGGCCUUGAAGCCCGGUGAAGCUGUGGACUUUUUGGUCUACUCCGAAGUCGCUGAAGGCGGUCGGUUAGGUGCUGAGUUUUGUCGGGUUGUGCCCGGCAGGAGCCAGCCCAGCCCAGCCAGCCAAGGCGAGGUUGGCAAGCCGGAGGCAUCGCCGGUGAAGCCAGCACAGAGACCACAGAAAGUUCUGCAGCUGCAUGUCAAGAAGCCAGAAGUGCUGACGCUCAAGAAGCCAGAGCCACCGACACUCAUGAAGCCGGUUCCGAAGAAGGGCGGGAAACCAAAAGGAGCGACUGUAGGCAAGAGCGGGAAGCCAUCCAUCCAGAACGUCAUUACCGCCGGCAAAGAUGGGAAGAAGUCUGGAGCAGCGACGACUCCUGGAAAGGGACCCCCAGCAAGCGUUGCCAAGGGAUUCAAUGCAAAUUCCACGGCUGCACCCGGACCCCCAUCUGCCGAUGGUUUUAAAGCCAAGCACAAGCUGCCACGACAACAGAUCGGCGACGCUGAGCAGAGUGGCCAGCUUCAUGAAUGGUGGGGAAAGUAUGGCUGGAUCAUUCCGGACAAGCCUGUCAACCAUCCUGGCGCCAGCAAGCGUCAGGGAAAAGUUUAUGUUCAUCUCUCCGACAUGGAGGACGACAGUGUGACGGUAAUUCCCGGUUGCCGCGUGUCCUUCCUGCUUUAUGUGGACAACAGCGGCCUAGGAGCGCAGAGCUGCAGGAUUUUGGACAACCUGCCAGGAGGCAAAGGCUUCCAAAAUGCGCCCAAGACCGGUUACAACAAGUGGCAGUCGACUGGUUACCAGCAAGCCAACAACUGGCAGUCCCAGUCCCAGGAAGCUCAGGAAGAGGAAGGCCUGCCUCCUGACUGGGAGGAGCAUUGGUCGGACGAGUAUAAUGUCCCGUAUUUCUGGAACAAGCAGACCAAGGAAUUCCGGAGUCCGUGUGGGUCAGACCUCAAUGAGUUCAACAGUGCAUCACGUGCUCUGUUCCAUGCCCGUGCAUGGGACCGG
Symbiodinium sp. CCMP2592 is the source of this 1230-nucleotide messenger RNA. The record is from the annotation of a GenBank genome assembly. Lineage: Eukaryota; Dinophyceae; Suessiales; Symbiodiniaceae.